Molecule: messenger RNA, 405 nt
Organism: Geodia barretti
Lineage: Eukaryota; Metazoa; Porifera; Demospongiae; Tetractinellida; Geodiidae
Source: the annotation of a GenBank genome assembly
AUGGACUCAUCCCCCGGAGAGUGGCCCGUGUCGUAUCAUGGCACAGGUGUCAGUGCGAGCGGCUCAAUCGCACAGGAUGGUUACGACCUAAGCAAGGGGAAGCGCUUCCUCUAUGGUCACGGCGUCUACUCUACACCAUCCGUGAAAGUCGCUGCGAUGUAUGCACAGACAUUUAUGCACGACGGAGCUGAAUACCAACUAGUAUUUCAAAACUGCACCUCCACCGAAGGCCUGAAGGUGAUCAAUGCGGCGGACAAUGGUGUUGGUGAAUAUUGGGUGCAGCCAGAUGACAAGCUCAUCCGGCCGUACAGUGUCUGUGUCAAACUCAUUUCGUCUGAACCACCCACUGAGGAGAAUGGGCGUCCUGCUGCUGAUGCCAAGCAGAGUUCCUGCAUGAUUUUGUAG